Molecule: messenger RNA, 258 nt
Organism: Heterostelium album PN500
Lineage: Eukaryota; Evosea; Eumycetozoa; Acytosteliales; Acytosteliaceae
Exons: 1
Coding region: 1-258 (85 amino acids)
Source: RefSeq, a predicted model, not a curated record
AUGGUGCCAAUCAAGAAACCACCAACACCAUCAUCGCCACCGACAACACCUACAGCACUAUCAACACCGACAGCAACACCAAUUGCAUUGACACCACUAGCAUCGGCAACACCAACAGCAUCGGCAACGCCAAUAUCAUCAGUAACACCGAUCGUCUCAACACCGGCAACAGCAACGCCAACCAUAAAUCCCGCUUCAAAUCCUCCAGCUAUCCCACCAAUCUCGCCAACCCCAACAUCAACCUCAAUCAAUUUGUAA